Diospyros lotus (date-plum) is the source of this 1427-nucleotide messenger RNA. RefSeq lists its product as uncharacterized. The transcript has 9 exons. The record is from RefSeq and is a predicted model, not a curated record. Gene Ontology annotation, cellular component: membrane. NCBI's taxonomy places the organism in Eukaryota, Viridiplantae, Streptophyta, Magnoliopsida, Ericales, Ebenaceae. The coding region runs from base 293 to 1204 and encodes 303 amino acids.
ACCGGUUGAAGGUUUGCUGGCACGAGCGACGAUCAGUUUCCUUGCUUGGCGUGGCUUAACAAAGAAGAGAGAGAGAGAGAGGAGGGGGAUCCUAAGAUCGGCGAAGUGGGUAUUUGGAAGCGGGAUCGGACAGAAUCCAGAUCCAUUAUUAUAAGAAGGGCAGGGAAAGUGAGAGUCGAGUGAUUGAGAGAGAGAGAGAGAGAGAGAGGGGGGGGUCAGAUAAAAGUGAAAACUUCCAAUUGGGGCAGAAACCAGAAGAAAACUGGCAAACAUAGCCGGUUUGAGGCCUCGCAUGUCGCUGAAGCAAGCCACAGCGGAGGACCAACACUGCGACGACGACCAUUGCAGGCCUCUCUGGCGCCGCAGGCUAUCCAUUAUGGCCUUUAAUUGGACCUCUUUCCUCAAGAUCACUCUCCUCCUCCUCCUCCUCGCCGCCAUCGCCACCGCUUUUCUCACUCUCCCCGUCGAAAAGAUAUUGAAGGACUUCUUGGUGUGGGUUAAACAAGAUCUUGGGCCUUGGGGUCCACUUAUGCUGGCUCUUGCAUAUAUUCCCCUAACUGUUCUGGCAGUUCCAGCUUCAGUACUUACUCUUGGCGGUGGCUAUCUAUUCGGCUUGCCUGUGGGUUUUGUUGCUGAUUCUAUUGGUGCUACUCUGGGUGCCGUAGCUGCAUUCCUUAUUGGCAGAACAAUUGGGAGGUCAUAUGUUACAUCCAAGCUAAAAGAUUAUCCACAGUUUCAGGCAGUUGCAAUUGCCAUUCGGAGAUCGGGAUUUAAGAUUGUCUUACUGCUUCGUUUUGUUCCUCUUCUUCCUUUCAAUAUGUUGAAUUACCUCUUGUCCGUGACUCCCGUUCCACUGGCAGAGUAUAUGUUGGCUUCAUGGUUGGGCAUGAUGCCAAUAACACUUGCACUUGUGUAUGUUGGAACAACUCUGAAGGAUCUUUCUGAUGUAACACAUGGAUGGCAUGAAUUUUCAAAAACACGUUGGGUAAUGAUUAUAACAGGAUUUUUGAUGUCUGUUGUCCUACUGGUUUGUGUUGCUAAAGUUGCAAAGGCUGCCUUAGAGAAAGCCCUGGCUGAAAACGAAGAUACAAUAGACGGCAUAGGAGCCUCACCAGAGCUGCCAACCGUGGCUGAUCCAACAUCGUACCUCCACCAGCCACUUGUCGUGAAGAUAGACCCCUCCAGGGACGACCAUGAAAACUGAAAAUUAGUCUUUGUAAAUUCCUUACCUUCCUCCUAGAAGCCUUAUACUUCCUCUAAUCAAUAUUAAGCAUUAAUCUGAUACGAAUUUGUACAGCCACAUUGCAUAUCUAUCAUCGUGUAAUUUCAGAUAGCAAUGGCGUAACUCUUGGGUUGGGGUCUGUUUCCCAUGUGUUUCUGGAAUCAGUCCAUUUGAUACAUUUAUGAAAUAAAUUUUUCCCAAUGCA